GGGCGCGGGCGCGGAGAAGGCGCGGGGAAGGCGCGGCGGCGGCGGCGCGCAGGAUGGGCGGCAGAGCCGGCUUCUUCGAGGUGGAAAUCCUUGAUUGGAAGACAAAGAAACAGCUGUGCUUCCUAGAUAAGGUUGAAUCAAAUGCCACGAUUAGGGAAAUCAGACUGAUGUUCCAUAAAUUAUAUCCUCAGUGGUAUCCAGCAAGGCAGUCGAUAAGACUGGAUCCAAAAGGAAAGUCCCUGAGGGAUGAGGAUAUCCUGCAGCACCUCCCUGUUGGCACAACCGCUACCUUAUAUUUUAAAGAUUUAGGGCCACAGAUAGGAUGGACUAUGGUAUUUUUGAUAGAAUAUACAGGUCCAUUGUUCAUCUAUUUUCUGUUUUAUUUCCGCAUGCCUUUUGUCUAUGGUCUGGAUGAGAGGUUUACAUCAAGCCCACAUCCAGUAGUUAACUUGGCAUGUAUCUGCCAUUCUUUCCACUACAUCAAAAGAUUGAUUGAAACAAUAUUUGUUCAUCGGUUCUCCCAUGGGACUAUGCCACUGAGGAAUAUUGUGAAGAACUGCUUGUAUUACUGGGGAUUUGCUGCUUGGCUUGCUUAUUACAUCAAUCAUCCUCUUUACACUCCUCCUUCCUACGGGAAAAAACAGAUAAAUUUUGCCGUUAUCAUGUUUCUGCUGUGUGAAGCUGGAAAUUUUUCUAUUCAUGUUGCCCUCAGAGACCUCCGGAGAGAUGGAUCCAGAACCCGUAAGAUCCCAUAUCCAACAAAGAAUCCUUUCACGUGGCUGUUUUUCUUUGUAUCUUGCCCUAACUAUACAUACGAGGUUGGGACAUGGAUCAGUUUCACUAUCAUGACUCAGUGUGUCCCAGUGGGGCUGUUCACCUUGCUUUGCUUCGUUCAGAUGACAAUCUGGGCAAAAGAUAAACAUUACACCUAUCUACGAGAAUUCAAGGAUUAUCCAAGUCUUCGAAUGCCAAUUAUUCCUUUUUUGUUGUAAGAAAAAAAGAUGAAUUGGAAUAUUGCAUGGAGCUUCAAGAAGAAAAAGCUCAUCAGUUCUUUUUAUUCAUAAACCUCCUGUCACAUAAGUGAAUUAAUUAGGUGAUUCUGAUGCAUGUUGAAUCUCUACUGCUUGGGGAAAUUGUAUAGCUUGAAAGGUAUACUUCCUUACACUCAAGAAUUCCCUAAUUCAGGAACAUCUCAGAAGAAUAAGACUUUAUUGCUUAGCUGGUAGCCAUUUCGAUGGAUCGGAGAUAUCGAGAAGCCCGUGCUGAAAAGCAGCUCCAAAUUUAGCAGUGGCAUUCAGCAAGUGUGUGACAUAAGUACACCGGAAUGAGCACUUACCAGCUAGCUUUUGGGGAGCUCAGCUCAGCCAGCAUGCCCUGCUGGCCUGAAGAGAGCUGCAUGUUCUGCCUUCUUUGAAUUGAGAAAGAGAGUGCUGCCUGGGGGCAGGUGCUUUGUUAGAAAUAACAUUACCAAAGAGUAUGAACAGUUCUUGGAAUAAAGUAGGCAAUAUCUCAAAUACCUAACUUGGGUCUAAUCCAUAAUUUGCCAAAUUAAUGUGAAAUAAGAAGUAUUUG
Messenger RNA from Rhea pennata, 1572 nucleotides. RefSeq names its product very-long-chain enoyl-CoA reductase-like. Gene Ontology annotation, biological process: very long-chain fatty acid biosynthetic process. Gene Ontology annotation, molecular function: oxidoreductase activity, acting on the CH-CH group of donors. The transcript is spliced from 13 exons. The coding region runs from base 54 to 992 and encodes 312 amino acids. NCBI's taxonomy places the organism in Eukaryota, Metazoa, Chordata, Aves, Rheiformes, Rheidae. The record is from RefSeq and is a predicted model, not a curated record.